AUGGUUCAAUUUUAUAGAUCUAAAUCUGCAUGGAAUAAUAGAGAUACAGAUAUUUUAGGACUUUCAGAUGACUUAUGCGAAUUUCCCGAUGAUACUAAAGAUAAUCGUAGAAUGGCUCAUAGAGCUAGUAGUUUAUCUGAUAUUUCAAAUGUUAUUAGUAGAGAUGAAAUUAUAACACACCAGUUAAAUGAUACCUUAGUUGUUAUAUCCGAACAAUCUUUAAAAGAUUUAAAGCAUAAAGUCGAUGAAUCUGAAACUCAGAAACAUUUAAUAGCUGCACUAAAAGAAAGAUUAAAGAGUGUAAACAAUGAAAAAGAAACACUUGAGAAGAAAUCAUUGGCUGAUAAAGAGAUCAUAUUAAAUAAUGAGAAUAAGAUAUCCACUUUAAAGGAAGAGUUAUCAAAUGCAAAUAAUAUGGUAAUAGAACUGAAAGAUUUAUUAGAAGUAUAUAAACAAAGGAUUAGUAAAUUAGAAGAAAAUCAUGAUUUUGAAAUAUGGACAGGAAGAGAGGCAGUAAAUACACGAGACGAUGAUUUAUGUAGUAAUCCAAGAUCUGAAGUAGUUACAUUACAAGAUGAAUUAAUGGCUGGAUUAUUUUCUUCAUCACAAUCUCUUGAAAUUCAUCCAAAAGAUAGUGAUUCUAUAUCUUUUAAUAAGCAUGUUUUGUUUAAUGAUACUCCAGAAAAACUUGGUGAUACACAAAAAAGUAUUUCUUUCAGUAAUAAUUCUGAAUGGCUAAUUCCUAUAGAAAUCCGUAGAUUAGUCCCUUUUAUAUGCAGGAUGCAAUUAUUUCAACAAUUUGUUAUUCAUGAAGAAGAUCAAAUGCUAAAAAAUGGAAUUUCUACUUACGAAAACCAUAAAUCUUGUGAAGAGGAAAUUUUUGAUAAUAUAAAUAUAGAAGAUAUGAAUAUAAUAAAGAAUAAUAAAAUAAAAUUAUAUAGUAACAAUAAUAAUACUGGUUUUUUAGGUCCAAUUGCUGCAAAGAUUCGUUUGAUUUUUAAUCCUCUCAAAUUUUGUAUUCAGGAUAUUUUAAACAAGAUUAGAUCUAACCAAGAAGAUUUUUCGUAUUCUCAAUCUUUGAGAAUAUUGUUAGAAUGUAUAAAUAAACAAAUUUUGGUUAUAUCAUCUUAUUCAUUAGCUCCAAAAUUCCAAGGUUCAUUAAGUGCUAGAACAAUAUCUAAAGGAACUUUACUUGAUCGUAAUGAAAUUUCUAUAACACCAAGAAGUGCUAAAUUAGCUCUAACAUCUGAUAAAAAAGAUGUUGAUUUGAAAAUAGGCAAUAUUGAAUAUAAAGAAUAUGGUUAUAUGAAAGAUAUUCAAAUAUCUUUUCUUAGGUUAAAAUUAUGGAUUGAGGAGGAAAUAGUGUAUGAGGAUGAAGUUUCAACUAUUGAACUGUCUAAAACUGAUCAUAUAUUUAAAUUAUUUAAUACAAUAACUAAUGAAAUUAAUAUACAAAAUUUGGGCUUAGAUAAAUCAAUUGAUAGUUAUCCAGUACUUCAAUAUGGAACUUUACAAUUUUUUUUUAUUUUAUAUAAAGAAUGGAAAAGACUAAUGGAACGGGAACAAUCUUUAUUGGGUGAAUUACAACAAAUGGUUAGAAUAUAUCAUCGAAUAAAAACAUUAAUAACAACUACUGAUCAUAGCAUAAAUAUGGAGGAAGAUAGACAAUCCUUAAUUUUUGCUCAAGAGAAUUCUUAUAUUAGUGAAAUUGAGAAAGAACUAACAAGGCUUGGGUUAGGUGUAAUUUCUGGAAGAGAGUUACUAACAUCAAAAUCAACAAAUAAUAAAAUUGAGAGCAAUAUUUCAGAUACAGAUAUAUCUAAAAAUUUAGUUAGUGUUAACAUAAAUAAUAAUGAUCAAUUUCUAAAGAGAGAACAAGUUAAUCAAUUAAUUGAGAGACUACAAAAAUUUCCAGAUCCAUAUACAGCUGAUAAGGAUGAUUUAAUUUCAAUUAGAGAGACAAUAAGACCUUUGAGUUCAUAUGGUCGCCGUGCUCCUGAGCCUUAUAUAGGUUUUUUUGCACUUCUCACAUUUAGAUUAGAUAUUGAUAUACAAAAUCAUGAUCGUGAGAUUCGGGCCUUUCAGAAGGUUAUAAAAAAUAUGGAAGAUCAAUGUGAUCGCCAACAAGAAGAAUUGGAAGAACUUCACGAAGAAUUAGAACAAUUAUAUGAUACAAUUGAGAAGUUCAGUUCUGAAAAUUCUGAUAGAGAUUGGAUUACAUUAUGUAAACAAGUUAAUUUAGGUCUUUCAAAUCAAUUAGACCCAUAG
Molecule: messenger RNA, 2268 nt
Organism: Cryptosporidium muris RN66
Lineage: Eukaryota; Apicomplexa; Conoidasida; Eucoccidiorida; Cryptosporidiidae
Exons: 2
Coding region: 1-2268 (755 amino acids)
Source: RefSeq, a predicted model, not a curated record